AUGCCAGGGGACGGUAAUGGUCCGCCUCGGUUACGGGUCAAGGAUUUAGCGAAGAGAUUCGAAGAGAUCAGCACUACUCCAUUCCCGCAAUCGAGCCGGCCACAGAAGCGGGUCGGCAAAUUUCGAAUCAUCGCUUCAAAUGAUCCGAUCAAGGUAGGCGUUGCGCGGAAGCGGAGCUCGUUGAAGAAGAGAGCGUUGAGUAGCUACGAGAUUUAUCAAGCAAAGCACUCAACGCGUCGCAAAUCUCAGUCACUUUCCAGGGCGACAAGUAAAAAGAAUCUU
Messenger RNA from Mesorhabditis belari, 282 nucleotides. NCBI's taxonomy places the organism in Eukaryota, Metazoa, Nematoda, Chromadorea, Rhabditida, Rhabditidae. The record is from the annotation of a GenBank genome assembly.